CGGGGAGCCGCUGGGCACACUGCGCGCUUCGUUGGGCGGAUUAGAUGAGUGAGACUUCACGAUGAGGAGCGACCCUGUAUUAUUCACUUCCAGCAGGGCGAUGGAGGAGCUGGUGUGUGAGCUUCGUCUGUUCCUGGACCUGCUGGACAGGGAAUACCUGAGUGCUGGGGUUCGAGAGAAGAAGAUGCACCUCUCCAACAUCCUCCACAGAGUCCUCUCAGAUAAAGAGCCUUCAUUCAAGUCAGAGAUCCACAGCGGUCUGCCAGCUCCACCUCAGAUGCCCCUCCCUGAAAUCCCUCACCCCUGGCUGCCUCCAAACAGCGGCCCUCCUCCUCUGCCCAGCUCCUCUCUACCAGAAGGUUACUAUGAGGAAGCGGUUCCUUUAACUCCUGGAAAGGCUCCUGAAUACAUCACAUCCAACUAUGACUCGGACGCCAUGAGCAGCUCCUAUGAGUCUUAUGAUGAGGAAGAGGAGGAUGGUAAAGGUCAGAAGAUGCGUCAUCAGUGGCCCUCUGAGGAAGCGUCUAUGGAUCUGGUGAAGGACGCCCGGAUCUGUGCAUUCCUGCUGCGCAAGAAACGCUUUGGCCAGUGGACCAAGCUUCUCUGUGUCAUCAAGGAUAACAAACUGCUGUGUUACAAAACCUCCAAAGACCACAACCCCCAGAUGGAGCUGACCCUGUCUGGUUGCAGCAUCACUCACAUUCCCAAAGACGGCAAGAAGAAGAAGCAUGAACUGAAGAUCGUCCACCAGGGAGCGGACGCCCUGGUGCUGGCAGUGCAGAGCAAAGAACAGGCGGAGGAGUGGCUCAAGGUGAUGAGAGAGGUGUGUGUUAAUGGGAGUGUAGACUUGGAUGGAGCUGGAUCUGGAUCACCAGUGCACAAGCCCGAACUGGAAAAGAAGUCAUCAUGUGAGAGGCCGAGCUCCGACGGUGAGGUGCCCCAUGAGAAUGGACACAGCGACUGCAAGGACCAAGGAAAAGGAAAGAAGAAUUCUAAGUCAGAGCAGAAGUCUGGGACGGUGGGGAAGGGCGCGGGGAAGAAGAUCACUAAGAUCAUCGGGCUGGGAAAGAAGAAGCCAUCUACGGAUGAGCAGACCUCGUCAGCAGAGGAAGACGUACCUACAUGUGGCUACCUGAACGUCCUGUCCAAUAACCGCUGGCGGGAGCGCUGGUGCCGUCUCAAAGACAACCAACUGCUCCUCCACAAGGACCGGGACGACCUGAAGAGCCACAUUGCCUCACUGCCCUUGCGAGGCUGCGAGGUCAGCCCCGGCCUCGACCACAAACACCCCUUCGCCUUCCGCCUGCUUCGCAACGGCCAGGAGGUGGCUGUACUGGAGGCCUCCUCCUCUGAGGCGAUGGGUCGCUGGUUGGGAGUUUUGUUGGCAGAGACCGGCUCCACCACCGAUCCUGCCACCUUGCACUACGACUAUAUUGACGUCGAGACCACUGCCAACGUCAUCCAGCUGGCCAAGCAGUCCUUCUGUUUCACCAGUAAGCGCGCUGUCUCUCCUAACCCGUACCUGGACAACCCAGUCAACGGCUACGCCUGCCCCACAGGGAUGGCUCUGCACUACGAUGACGUGCCUAUUAAUGGAACACUGAAGGGAAAGAAGGGAACUACGACCAAUGGAGUGGCGUCAAAACAGAAGGCAGAGCCAAAGAAUCAGCACAAGAAGAAUGGAGUUAAUGGGACGAAUGGGACAGCAUCUCUGAAACGGAACAACUCCAAUGCAGAUCAGUGUAAGUACGGUAAGAACCGCGUGGAGGCCGACGCCAAGCGGUUGCAAGCCAAAGAGGAAGAGCUGAUGAAGAAGAAGCAAGAGAUCAGGAACCAUCUGACCCAUCUGAAGAAGGAGAGGAGAGAUCUGCGUACUGCUGUGGAGAAUUCCUCUGGCAAACGUUCGCAUGCCUCCCUGUCCGAGCGACUGAAGAAGGUGGAGGAUGACUGCAGGCAAAGGGAGGAGGAAAGGGUGAACCUGGAGCUGGAGCUGACAGAAGUGAAAGAGAGUCUGAAGAAGGCCCUGAGUGGAGGAGUCACCCUUGGCCUCACCAUUGAACCGAAAACUGGUUCCUCUGGCCUCCAGUCACCAGCGAUGAUGCGUCGGACCCAGGAGUCUUCUCCCUUCUCUAGCUGUGACACCAGUGACACUGAGUCCUGCUCCCUGCCGGUCAACAGUGCCUCACUGCUCCGCCGGCAGCAGGGCGGCCAGAAGGCCUCACCAGUCCGGGGACACGUCCUCAGGAAGGCCAAGGAAUGGGAACAGAAGAACGGCACAUAAACCACUCAACCCCUCACAUCAGUCUCAUGUUAUCUCCUUUUUUUUUAAUUGUGUAUAUAUUUAUUUAAAACUGUCCAUACAGUCUAAGAGCAUGUUGAGGAGGACACAAGCAUAGCAUUCACAUGAACCAAAACAAGUUGCCUGUUUUAGUAUAGUGUUAGUACCACAACAUACAGACAUAGCAACCUUUUUAAACUUUUAUACUACCCAGCAUGCUUAGAACACAAAGUUGUGCAACUUGUGUUGUCUGCUCUACUUUCUUCUUCAAGCAACAUUCAGUCUUUUUGUUUCCUUUUUACUCAAAAUCUGAUUCAGUUUGGGUUCAGAAAGGUCAAAACCAAGUAUUUAUUUGUAAAUGUUUAAAGGAGAUAGUAGCUUCCCUUUGUUUAUUUAUGUUG
This is a messenger RNA of Scomber japonicus (chub mackerel), 2679 nucleotides long. RefSeq names its product actin filament associated protein 1 (gene afap1). The coding region runs from base 62 to 2281 and encodes 739 amino acids. NCBI's taxonomy places the organism in Eukaryota, Metazoa, Chordata, Actinopteri, Scombriformes, Scombridae. Gene Ontology annotation, molecular function: SH2 domain binding; SH3 domain binding. The transcript has 17 exons. The record is from RefSeq and is a predicted model, not a curated record. Gene Ontology annotation, cellular component: cytosol.